Tauraco erythrolophus (red-crested turaco) is the source of this 1397-nucleotide messenger RNA. The record is from RefSeq and is a predicted model, not a curated record. Lineage: Eukaryota; Metazoa; Chordata; Aves; Musophagiformes; Musophagidae.
AAACACCCCGGUGUCUCACGCUGUCCUUGGCACAAACUGACUCCACCUUUGGGAAGAGAAACUUUGAGCCGAUGCUGACUGUGGAGCUGUGUGGGACAGCAGGUCUCACGCCACCCACCACUCCGCCAUACAAGCCCGCCGAGGAGGACCUGUACAAGCCAGACAUCUCCCAGGAGCCAGGGAAGGAGGACGGGACGGCUGCCAGCCCUGGGGGCACAGGGGACGUGGCAGCCUCCCGGAAAGCUCCCAAGAAGCACCCCGAGAGGACAGAGCUCUUUGCCCACCUGAGCCGAGCCGCCGGGCGCCCCGUGCUCCCCGAGCAGCAGGUCGUGCUCAAGCGGCCCUUCUCCCGUUCCUUCGGGGACCAUGACUACUGCCAGGUGCUGAAGCCCGAGGCUGCCCUGCAGAGGAAGGUGCUCAAGUCGUGGGAGCCCCCAGGCCAGGUGGAGACGGAGCACAAGAGGAGGGUCCCGGCCGCCCACUACCAAGGGCUAGACCUUGGCAGCAAGGAGGCAGGCAGCCAGAUGCUGUGGAAGGAUGAUGUCAAGCUGCUGAGAGACCAGGAGAUCAGAGCCAGCUUAACGAAGCACUUUGGCUUUCUGGACAGUGCUCUUGAUGACGAGGACAUGGUCUUCUGCAAGACCCCUGAGUAUGACACCGUCUUUGAAGACAGCUGCAGCGAGAGCCGCUCCCCCCUGGACGAGGGGGCUUUUUUGAGGAGGAGGAGGAGGAGGAAGAGGAGGAGCACAGCAACACCAAGCUGUGCCUGCGGAGAAACCCCCUUUCCAGGACCAGUUUGCAUUACUGUUCCCGGAGCAGGUCCAGCUCGGGGUCUUCGUGCUGCCGGUCCCGAUCGCCCGCGAGCAGACGCACCUUCAGGUACAGGGGGCUCGCGGGAGGGGCACUUGGGGCUGCUCUUGCCCCCUGAGUUUUUGCCCCAGUGUGAGAGCAGCGAGCAGUGUCAGGGCAGGAGCGGGCACCGGGGCCAGCUGGAGAAGAGACGGGAAAAGGCCAUCGGGGAAGGCCGGGUGGUGUAUAUCGGAAACCUCUCCAGCAGCAUGAGCUCCAGCGAACUGAAGAAACGCUUCGAAGUGUUUGGUGAAAUUGUGGAGUGUCAAGUCCUGUCCAGGACUAACAGGGGGGAUAAAUACGGCUUCAUCACCUACCGGUAUUCAGAGCAUGCCGCCUUAUCGCUGAAGAACGGCACCUCGCUAAGGAAGAGGAACGAGCCUUCGUUCCAGCUCAGCUCCGGUGGCCUCGGGCACUUCUUCUGGACCAGAUACGCUGAUUUGGAUUGCAGCGCAGAGGAGUCCUCCCCAGCUCUGGUGAAAAGCAAGUACGAGACCAUGGAUUUCGACAGCUUGCUGCAGGAGGCCCAGCUAAGCCUGCAUCGGUAA